GCAAAGCGGAUCAGCUUGGGUAGAAAUGUAGAGGAUCCACCUCGGCAUGGUUCACAACGCCAAUGGUGCGCAUUACGCCGUUAAAAGAGAUUGAACCUCCUCUCUCACUGUCAUCAUAUAAAAAGAUUUUUUAAAUUUUUUUAAUCUUUUAUAAAAUUUUUGCUGUGAUUUUAUUAUUCAACCCUCACUCUCAAAUCCGCGUUCACCAUAUAAACGCUGCUCGUCGUUUCACGUAAAAGCAACCUACCGACGAUCUCCUCCUCCUCCUCCUCCGCUUUCUCUCUCUAUCACCAUUUUUUUCCCUUGCUUCUCCGGCACCUCAAAUUCCGUCGUGUUUGCGGCAAAUGGUGACGGAGGACAACAGCGAGAGCUGUGGCAGUAAAGCGUACGACACGUCGUCUCCGGUUCAGUCUCGGCAGCAGAGGCAGAAGCUUGAGGUCUACAAUGAGGUUCUUCGUCGCCUCAAGAACUCCAACAACGACGAAGCUAUUCGACCUGGCUUCGACGAUGAACUUUGGGCUCACUUCAAUCGCCUCCCCACUCGGUACGCAUUGGAUGUGAAUGUGGAGAGGGCAGAAGAUGUGCUUAUGCACAAAAGAUUACUGCAUUUGGCUCAUGAUCCUGCUCAUAAACCAGCGAUUGAAGUCCGGCUUGUACAGGUUCAUCCCAUCCCAGAUGGGAAUACAGCUGAUUCUAUCCAUUCAGAUUCUGUGGGUGAAGAUGCUGCCCAAAGUUCAAAGUUAUCUAGCAGACAUAGUAUACAUCCUCCUCCAGCUUUUGGCUCAUCUCCUAACCUCGAAGCCCUUGCACUUGAAGCAAAUACAGCUAAUGAUGAGGAUGACGAACAUUCUGUGCAUGGUAGCACAGAGUUGACUCGGCCCAUGCAUGAAAUCACUUUCUCAACAGACGACAAGCCAAAACUACUCAGUCAGUUGACUUCGUUGCUUGCGGAGAUUGGGCUGAACAUCCAAGAAGCACAUGCUUUUUCCACAUUAGAUGGUUACUCCUUGGAUGUCUUUGUUGUUGAUGGCUGGCCUUAUGAGGAAACAGAACAGCUUAAGACUGCAUUGGAAAAGGAAGUUUUGAAGAUUGAGAGUCCGUGGCCACCAACUCAUCGAUCAUCAUCUUCUAGUAGCGAGCAUGAUCAAAUAAGGGUCAAAUCUGAACCACCUACUCAUCUCACAAUACCCAAUGAUGGGACUGAUGUAUGGGAGAUUGAUCCUAGACAGUUGACGUUUGGUAACAAAGUUGCAUCUGGAUCCUGUGGUGAUUUAUAUAAAGGUACAUACUGUACUCAAGAAGUGGCCAUUAAAGUCCUCAAGCCUGAGUGUGUAAAUUCAGAUAUGCAUAAAGAUUUUGCCCAGGAAGUCUAUAUUAUGAGGAAAGUUCGACAUAAGAAUGUUGUACAAUUCAUUGGUGCAUGUACCAAGCCUCCAAGCUUGUGCAUUGUGACAGAGUUUAUGUCUGGUGGAAGUGUAUAUGACUACUUGCAUAAACAAAAGGGUGUUUUUAAGCUCCCAGCCUUGCUCAAGGUAGCAAUUGAUGUUUCCAAGGGAAUGACCUACUUGCACCAGAAUAACAUAAUCCACAGGGAUUUAAAAGCUGCCAAUCUCUUGAUGGAUGAAAAUGAAGUUGUUAAGGUUGCUGAUUUUGGGGUUGCCAGAGUAAAAUCUCAAUCUGGAGUAAUGACAGCAGAAACUGGGACUUAUCGGUGGAUGGCUCCAGAGGUUAUAGAACACAAGCCAUAUGAUCACAAGGCUGAUGUUUUUAGCUUUGGGGUUGUGUUAUGGGAGUUACUGACAGGAAAGCUUCCGUAUGAAUACUUGACCCCAUUACAAGCAGCUGUUGGAGUUGUCCAAAAGGGCUUACGGCCGACUAUCCCAAAGAAUACGCAUCCAAAGCUUGUUGAGCUGCUUGAGAAAUGCUGGCAACAAGACCCAGCAUUAAGACCUGACUUCUCGGAAAUCAUAGAAAUGCUGCAGCCGUUAGCCAAAGAGAUCAGCGAUGAAGGAGAAGAAAAACGCAAAUCAUCAGGAGGAUUUCUGUCCGCCCUUAGGCGUGGUCAUCACUAAUCGAAGGCACAUAGAUGUUUAUAACAUGAGCAAAGGAAUUUACCUUGCGUGGCAUUCCCCCAACCAUUUCUCUCACAUACCAUGUACAGUAUUACGUUAUCUUUGACCAACUUAUUUCCUCCGUCUGAUUUGUUAGAGCACAUUUUUUGGACCAACCAUUCCCUUUAUAUUAUUUUUGUGAUUUAUCGUAGCACUCAACAGUUAACAACAAAGACGAUGGUUCGGAUGAGCUUUGUAACUAUGCAAAUAUCCAAGAGGCUUUACAAUGACAGCAUAUUGUCGUGAAAAUUUCUUUGACCAAUUCCUUGGCUUUGCAAUUAGCUGGCUUUUACUUUUGGAUUUCUUACUGUUAUUCAAUCAUAUGGAGUUUUCUAUA
This is a messenger RNA of Prunus persica (peach), 2448 nucleotides long. RefSeq names its product serine/threonine-protein kinase STY46. The record is from RefSeq and is a predicted model, not a curated record. The transcript has 16 exons. Bases 345 to 2072 code for a protein of 575 amino acids. Gene Ontology annotation, biological process: protein phosphorylation. Gene Ontology annotation, molecular function: protein kinase activity; ATP binding. NCBI's taxonomy places the organism in Eukaryota, Viridiplantae, Streptophyta, Magnoliopsida, Rosales, Rosaceae.